Messenger RNA from Akanthomyces muscarius, 1719 nucleotides. RefSeq lists its product as uncharacterized. NCBI's taxonomy places the organism in Eukaryota, Fungi, Ascomycota, Sordariomycetes, Hypocreales, Cordycipitaceae. The coding region runs from base 1 to 1719 and encodes 572 amino acids. The record is from RefSeq and is a predicted model, not a curated record. Gene Ontology annotation, molecular function: amino acid transmembrane transporter activity. Gene Ontology annotation, cellular component: membrane. Gene Ontology annotation, biological process: amino acid transmembrane transport. The transcript has 4 exons.
AUGUGGAAAGAAGAGGAAGCAGGCUCUACGGAGAAGGGCAUCGUGGCCGAGGGCCAUGGCACGAGUACGGUUCUCAGCCAAGUCGCCACCGUGCAGCCUCACCCGGACUUUAUGACCAGAACAGGACUCAACAUUGAGUCUUUCAAGUGUGCUCACUAUGGUCCUGGGCUUGUUGAGAUGGAGCGGCCCAUGAAGCCACGCCAUUUGAACAUGAUCGCAAUUGGUGGCUCCAUUGGCGCAGGCUUCUUUGUUGGCUCGGGUGGUGCGCUCUCCAACGGUGGGCCAGGCUCACUAUUUAUCGAUUUUCUCAUCAUCGGUAUUAUGAUGUUCAACGUCGUACACGCCCUUGGUGAAUUGGCUGUCAUGUAUCCCGUUUCAGGCAGCUUCUAUGUUUACUCGGCUCGCUUUAUCGACCCUUCCUGGGGCUUUGCCAUGGGCUGGAAUUAUGUUUUUCAAUGGGCGUCAGUUCUCCCCCUCGAACUAACGAUCUGCGGCAUCACCAUUCAAUACUGGAACCAAGAUAUAAACAUUGCAGUCUGGAUUUCCGUGUUCCUGGUUGUCAUCAUUAUUGUCAAUGUUUUCGGAGCAAUUGGCUACGCUGAGGAGGAAUACUUUUCGGCCAUGUUCAAGCUUAGCGCGACCGUCAUUUUCAUGAUCAUUGCCCUAGUUUUGGUGCUCGGUGGAGGACCUUCCGAUGGACGGUACACCCACUAUACCGGCGCGAAGCUCUGGUACGAUCCCGGAGCGUUUGCGAACGGGUUUAAGGGCUUCUGCUCUGUUUUCGUCACCGCUGCGUUCUCGUUCUCUGGCACUGAGCUUGUCGGUCUGGCCGCUGCCGAGACAAAGAAUCCUCUCAAGUCGUUGCCCAGCGCCAUCAAGCAAGUCUUUUGGCGUAUUACACUGUUCUACAUUCUGGGAUUGUUCUUUGUCGGUCUCUUGAUUCCGUAUACCGACAAGGAGCUGUUGAACGCUGGUGCGUAUGACGACCCGCACGCUUCGCCAUUCGUCCUUGUUGGCAAGUACGCCGGCUUGAAGGGGUUUGACCACUUUAUGAACAUCACUAUCCUGGUCUCAGUGCUCUCUAUCAGUGUCUCCAGUGUCUACGGCGGAUCGCGUACUCUUACUGCCAUGGCCCAGCAGGGCUAUGCGCCGAGAAUAUUCACCUACAUCGACAAGUCUGGAAGACCUCUCUUUUCUGUCAUUAGUAUCAUUGUCUGCGGUGGGAUAGCCUAUGUUAGCUUGGAUGCUACUGGCCCAGUCGUCUUCUCCUGGCUGCAGUCAAUUUCAGGACUUGCUGCUCUCUUCACAUGGGGAUCAGUGUGCCUCGCCCACAUUCGCUUCCGACACGCCUGGAAGUACCAUGGACACACACUCGACGAGAUCCCCUUCCGUGCCGCUGGUGGUAUUUGGGGCUCGUAUCUCGGACUUUUCUUGAACAUUAUUGUCCUGAUCGCUCAGUUCUACACCGCAGUCGCUGCACCCAUCGGCGAAUCCGGCGUCGGUACGGCCGAAUCCUUUUUCAGAACAUACCUGGCUGCACCAGUCAUUCUCUUUUUCUGGGCCAUUGGGUAUGUGUGGAAGCGCGAGGGCUGGCUCAGGACGUCGCAGAUCGACGUUGAUACCGGGCGCCGUGAACUUGACUGGGAGGAGAUCAACGCCCACCGUGCGAAAGUUGCUGCUUGGCCUAAGUGGCGGCGCGUUUGGAACAUGUUCUUUUGA